AUGAAGUCACAACGAAAAUCAAAGGUAUUUAUACAUAUCAGACUCAAUAUAGAUGCAUAUAUGAUAUGUAAUACAUUGUAUCACGACUGCUGUCCUUGGCAUGAUUUGGCAUAUGCAUUGGGUACUGCACCACCAGACGCUGGGUUAAGUCAGCGGUCAAUAUCUGUUCACUCUAUAAAAUCAACCGAUAGUCCUGAACUUCCCGUCAGUGGUGUAGGCGCAGACGACUGGCUUCCACCAAAAGUUUUGCUGAAGCCUCAGGGUCAAGUUCAGCUUUCAGUAGCCGAACUUGAUGAAGAGUUUACUCGCAUUCUGAAUGCCAACAAUCCUCAUGCACCCCAAAAUAUCGCAAGAUAUAGCAACAAAGAGCGAGUAUUCAAAGCAAGUCCAAACAUGGACCAUGUGGUUUUCCAUUUCGAAUUUGAUGGAUAUUUGAUUUACCGUGGUGACGAAGUUGGUGAUAAUCGAACAGAGCCUACCCAAGACGCGGCUUUUAAACUGACAUCUAGUACCUCGCAGACCACUGAUGCAGACACUGGUGAUGAUGAAAAGAAAACCAACAAGUUUCCUCUCCGCAAUCAAUUUAACUACAGCGAACGAGCUGCUCAGACUGUAAACAACCCCUUUAGGGAGCGUUCAACCAACACUGAGCCUCCACCGCAAAGAACCUACAGUAUGAAUGUGAACCAAUGGAUAAUUUUUGAUUCAUACACUGAGGACAUUCAGCAGAAAGAAAAGACUGCAAAGGAAAAAUCAAAAGCACCCGCUCCCGGUGGUGCAAAGGGACAUAAAGAUGAAGAAAAAAGCAUGACUAUUAUAUCCGAGGCUCACGGAGAAGAUAUUUAUUACAAAAAUCCCGAGCUGCGCAAAGCAAUGAUCACAGUGGAGCGCAUGACUAAUCAGAAUACCUUUGAUGAUAUUUCACAAGACUACAAAUACUGGGAGGAUGCCUCGGAUGAGCUUGGGGAUAGAAAAGCUGGAACUCUUUUGCCGCUAUGGAAGUUUAUUUUUGAAAAAGAAAAGAAAAAGCAAGUUACUGCCUUAUGUUGGAAUCCCCAGUCUCCAGACUUGUUUGCUGUUGGUUACGGAUCGUACGACUUUGCACGUCAAGGUCCAGGAAUGAUUGCAGGAUUUACUCUUAAAAAUCCCUCUCAUCCAGAAUAUGUAUACACUACAGAAACAGGUGUCAUGUGUCUUCACUUUCACCCUCAACACCCGUCGAUGAUUGCCGUUGGACUCUAUGAUGGAUCUGUUUCAGUGUACAACAUCCAAAAGAAAGUUGACACUCCAAUAUUUAAAUCUACAACCAAGGGUGGACAACAUACUGAUCCGGUUUGGCAGUCAAACAAUGCAAUUUUUGUUGGAAACUACAGUGCAAUUCUAGAUUGUCUGGUUUCUUGGCAAAAAGAUGAUCUGGAUGACAAUCUCAACUUUUACUCUGUUUCAUCUGAUGGGCGAGUAACUCAAUGGACAUUGCUUAAAAACGAGCUGCUACAUACGGAUGUUAUUUCGCUAAAAUACGAUAUUGAGAGCAGCGAUCAUGGCUAUGAAGGUGACCGCUUAUUUUCCCUGGCGGGAGGUUGCUGCUUCGACUUUCAUAAAAAAAUGGAUCAUUUGUUUAUUGUUGGCACUGAAGAGGGAAAGCUAUUUAAAUGCUCCAAGGACUAUAAUAACCAGUAUCUUCUUUCCUUUGAGGGCCAUCAAAUGGCUGUUUAUACUGUUAAAUACAAUCCCUUUAACGGAAACUACUUUUUAUCAGCCAGUGCAGACUGGACAGUUAAACUAUGGGAUCAUAACGACCCAAAAGCAGUCAUGUCGUUUGAUCUGAAUGGAUCUGUAGGAGACGUCGCUUGGGCCCCAUACUCUUCCACGGUUUUUGCAACAGUUACUGCAGAGGGAAAGGUGUUUGUAUACGACUUGAACGAGAAUAAAUACGCGCCUAUUUGCGAGCAGCAAAUCGUUUGUAAAGCCAGGUUGACACAUAUCUCAUUCAAUCAAUUCGAGCCAGUUUUACUGGUUGGCGACGAUAAAGGCACUGUUAUUAGUUUAAAACUUUCGCCCAAUCUACGCAGAAAAAGCCCCACACAAGAUGAAGAGUCUCAAAAACUAGAAAAUGUGAUCAAUCUGGCAAAAGGUCGUCCAUUGGAUGUGUAAAUAAGCUUAGAUGGCUUAAUAACAUUUCUUUAUCAAAAUGAACAAUGAUGCAAACCUC
Messenger RNA from Batrachochytrium dendrobatidis JAM81, 2212 nucleotides. RefSeq lists its product as uncharacterized. The transcript is spliced from 12 exons. Gene Ontology annotation, biological process: outer dynein arm assembly; cilium movement. Gene Ontology annotation, cellular component: outer dynein arm. Gene Ontology annotation, molecular function: dynein light chain binding; dynein heavy chain binding. Lineage: Eukaryota; Fungi; Chytridiomycota; Chytridiomycetes; Rhizophydiales. The record is from RefSeq and is a predicted model, not a curated record. The coding region runs from base 1 to 2154 and encodes 717 amino acids.